AUGGCUGACCACGAGCACGUGAUUUCGCGAUCUGGUGGAACCAAAACGCCCGAUUCUGAAUGUAUCGUGUUACUGGCUGAAGAGCUUGUUCACGCACAGCGCACACCUUCCCUACGUGAACCACGCACACCUGCUAUCGACGCUUUCGCCCAGUCCGGCGCACGAACGCGUCCACGAACAACACAGCCGCUGAAACAGGUUGAUGGCAAUAGUGUUAGACCUAACUCAGCGAGGGGUGUUUUACGCCGUCUAGCAAAGAUCACAGCUGCGACUUCCAAGCGUCGAACCGUUACUCCUUCGAGCGUCGUGCAGGGAAAGGAGAAUAUCGUGCCUCAUGGUCAAUUCGAGAAAGAGGAUGAGACCUUGGUUAAGCCACAACUCAACUUCCACAUAGAAGAAAGUAUUGAAGAGGACGAAAGUGAAAUACUAGUUGCACCAACACCAUCAGCCUUGUUGGAAGAUACAGACGACGAUGAGGAUCAGCCGAUCGUCACGUUUCUCGACACAGGACAAAGAGCACAAUCGCACGACCCAUGCUUGUCGCACAUAGAUUCUGGUUUGCAGGAUGAAGCAGAUGCUGAGGAUGGCAACAGUACCUUUCUGACUGAAAUCGCCAGACGGGCAGUCAGCGAAGAGCCAACUCGAAUGUCUCGGUACAGUUUCGGUAGCAUACGCAUGAGUGACUUUGGUACGGAACUGGAAAUCAAGAGAGUUUCAGAUAGACAGGGAAAGCUUGCUGAAGCCAUGCCAGAUGAUGAUAUCGUUGAAGACUCUGAGCAUAUCAAAGAUGUGCAGAUCGGUGACGAGACUGAAGGUAUUCGACAUAUGAGGCAUUCCUCCGAACCAUCAAGCUUGUCUCCUGAAGACGAUUUUUUACCACUUGCACUAGGUGCGGACGACAGCUUUGAGCUCAAUAUACCUCAUCACGAGGUAGAUGAAGCUGACCCCAACUCGGUAGCUCAAUCUGCUUUUUCGCAAACUAAGCCUCUUGGUUCGAAUCCAACAGGAGAGCAGUCAGACGAGGAUGAGGGUGUAGUGCCAACUACCAUCGAGUCGGCAGCACCGAGCAGACGACAGACGCUUCUCGAGUCGGUGGCUGCGACUGCCAGCAGUACAAGACCACGUAAGAGGCUAAAGGUCAAUCAGCGUGGAAACAUGGUUCCUGGGCUGCCGUCGAGCCUAAUCAAACGAAUCGUGAAUGACUUGCAGCAGAAGGCUAACAAGCGCAAGGUUACACUUGGCAAGGAGCACAUGCAAGCUCUUGAACAAGCCACUGAAUGGUUCUUUGAGCAAGCCAGCGAAGACCUCGAGGCAUUUUCGGGUCAUGGUCGGCGCAAGAAGCGAAUAGAUGACGACGAUGUGCUUCUUUUGAUGCGACGGCAGCGAGUGCUCCGAGAAGAUGGAGAGCUGCUCGAGAUGGCGCGACAAUGGCUUCCUAGGGACAUACUGAACGAGCUAGAUCUUCCUGAUCGGCCAUAG
Lithohypha guttulata is the source of this 1479-nucleotide messenger RNA. RefSeq lists its product as uncharacterized. Bases 1 to 1479 code for a protein of 492 amino acids. The record is from RefSeq and is a predicted model, not a curated record. Gene Ontology annotation, molecular function: protein heterodimerization activity; chromatin binding. Gene Ontology annotation, biological process: resolution of meiotic recombination intermediates; replication fork processing. Gene Ontology annotation, cellular component: FANCM-MHF complex. Lineage: Eukaryota; Fungi; Ascomycota; Eurotiomycetes; Chaetothyriales; Trichomeriaceae. The transcript has 2 exons.